UCAUCCGGUUUACCCGGAAGUACGUUUCCCACCGUUGAACGAGGUGGACGUCAGUCUGUUAAACUGUCUGCUAGUCUAUCUCGCGGUUACCGGAGGCUGGAGAUAUGAUGGAGACGGGUUCGAGCAGCCACGGCGCCCCCCCCCUCCCCCAGUCGUCCCUCCGCCUCCUGGUCUCCCCGCUGCGCCUCCUAUUGUCCGCCGCCUGGCAGGUGGUCCAUCAGAGCCGCGUGCUGAGCUACGACGCGCUGGCCGACCUCGUGGCCGUCGUCACGGAGACGGUGCCCGAGCUGCUGGCGCCGAGCCAGAGGGCGGAGCUAGUCCUUGGGCUGAGGGCGAGGCUCAUCCUGGAGCUCUGCAAGGCCGACGGGCCGCCCGACCUCGUCAGGAUCCAGGCCAACCUGGAGAAGAUCCACGCCUGCAGCGCCCAGCUGGGCUCCCUCCACCAGGAGGGCGGGGUGAAGACCCUGGAGGCGUCCGCCAUCGCCUUCUCCCAGCUGGUCCUCCGGCUGAUCAGCGUCCCCUCGGAGAAGGAGAUCUUCCUCAAGGAGGUGUUCCCCGUGACGUACGGCCGGGUCUACGACCAGACCCUCAGACGGCUGCUGGCCGAGUUCCUCUCCAGAGUGGAGCAGCUGCUGCCCAACCCCACCCUCACCCAGACGGCGGCCUGGCUCCCUGACGGCCCCUCCGGACCAGAGUUCAGCCGCUGGCUGCCGGACCCCUCCCCCCUGGAGACGCUGCUGCUGCACCACCGGGGGCUGGGAGCCCUGGGCCACGGCCCGCCCCGCUAUGAGGAGGUGAACACCAUCAUGGCCGCGCUGGCACUGCCCCCCCCUGCCCGCGGCCCCCGACCGGAGGAGGGCCAGGACAGCGGGGACGGAGACGCAGACGGGGACGUCCUUUGCGGGGAGGAGGAGUCCCGGGACAGCUCAACGCGACCCAGCUGUAAGGAGCCGCCCAUCAAACCGACAGGCCACAGGCGGUCCCCCCGUCGCCAGCCCGCCUUCAAGAUGCUGAAGAUCAAACUCCACAAGAUCAGCCCCCCUAACAUCCCCCGAUUGACCAAACCCCCCAUCCCCAACCCCCCAUCCCAGAACCGGGGCGUCCCGUCCCCAAGCCCCGGGGGCGCCCCCCAGGAAGCGGAAGAAGGGGCGGAGCAGCCCCCCGCCGACAAGCCCAAGGGGCGAGACCGGCGGUUCCUGAGCGCGCGGCCGGAGAACCCGCCCCACACGGACGCGGAGACGCAGUGCCCGCGCUGCGGCAAGAGCUUCCUGCGGCCCAACCAGCUGAAGACGCACCUGAAGCUCCACGCGCUGCCCUACCGCUGCCUGCCCUGCGAGAAGGGCUUCGGCAGCAAGUCGGGCUACUACCAGCACCAGCGGCUGCACAGGAAGGGGCGGGCCUUCCCCUGCGGCCACUGCCCGCUCAGCUUCCUGUGCCGCUACUCCCUGCGGCAGCACGAGCGGACGCACACCGAGGGCCCCACCCACCUCUGCCCCGAGUGUGGCAAGCGCUUCAGCAAGGUGAGCAUGGUGCGGCACAUGCGCAUGCACGCCGGCCAGAAGGACUUCCUGUGCCCGGCGUGCGGCAAGAGCUUCCUGUCGUCGGGGGAGCUGCUGCUGCACACGCGCACGCACACGCGCGACACGCCCUACACGUGCACGCUCUGCGGGAAGGGCUUCACCACCAAGAGCCACCUGGUGGUGCACGGCCGCUCGCACUCGGGCGAGAGGCCGUACCCGUGCGCCAUCUGCCCCAAGAGGUUCAUCACGGUCAGCUGCCUGAAGAGGCACAUGCUGAGCCACGACGGGGUCAAGCCCUUCAGCUGCCCCCGCUGCCCCAAGGAGUUCUCCCAGAUCGGGAACCUGAGGAGGCACAUGGGCACCCACCCGCCGCCCCCGCCCCCGCACGAGGGGGUGACGGGAGACACGUGAGCACCUGCCAUCUCCGUCAGAGCACCCUAUGGGAGACCCGUGAGCAACCCCCUGCUCCCGAAAGAGCAGCUUAUGGAGACACAAGACCACCCAGUGGGUGCCACCCAGCCAUCAACAGCAGGAGAGCCCCCCCCCCCCUGGUGUCGGACCCCCCCCCACAGGGUUCCCUGAUAUGCCAAUGAGGACACGUGAAGGACUGGGUAUCGCUACUGGAAUCGAAUCACUAAACGUUUCGAUUCCGAUUCACAAGGUUCGGAUUUGACUUAAUAUCCGAUUCGAAAUCGAUUUGGUCAGGAAUAUUUCCGUUGCAAUAGCAAUUUCGCUUGGAUAUGAACUACAUUAUCAUAGGUCUAAUGCUGUACAUAGUACAAGGAACCCUCUAACCUGGUGCAUUAUUAAAAAUAUGAAUGUUUACAUUAAGAAUUGACCCCAAAGCAGUUACAUGAAUUUACUUCUAUUAUUAAACAUGACCAACAGCCUGACUUAUAUUAUAUAUUAUCUGUAUCUGUACAGAAAUCAAGUACUGUAACAAGGCAUGUAAUGAAUGGACAGGACAUAAUCUGAGCUGAUCAGAGCAGCAUCCAGGGAUAGCUCGAGAUCCAUGAACAGGUUAUUAAAUCCUAUAUAUGAUUAACCAUGUAUACAUGUCCAGUGUAUUAAAAACAACUUACAAUUUUUUACCAAAUAAUUGAGUUUGUGCCCGAAACAGCCAAUGUGCAACAGCGCAAUAAAUUCCACACGGACCAUGUUCCCAGCUGAUAUGAAAAGUAAAAUAUGGGGACGUUUGCAAUGGUGAAAUCGUUGUUAGCACACCCUCAAGUGGCCACUGGUGAGAGUUCACCACAUGGUCGUUGGAAGUGCUUCAAACCAGGCAAUUUUUUUAGGAUGUGGAAUAAUUUACAAAUGGAGGAACUUGGGGGUAAGAGAGAGAUCGUCGUUUUACGUCGAUAAGCAUGAAUUAUAUUCAUUAUGAUAAAUAAACAGUGCUUUUCUGAACCACAUAAAACAUUCACACAUUCAUUCACACAUUCAAACACCGCGACCCCCGCAGGAUUCCAACGCGUCCUGGAAAACCUGGAUUUUAAAAGCUUGCUUUCCAAACAUGGAAAACAUGGAUAAAUUGAUCAAAUGUCCUGGAAGAGGCCGGAAUUUGCAUUGAAAAUAAUCUGAUUGAUAAUCUUUUUUGCUGUCUUAAUUACUUCCUGUCUUGUUGUCAUACCAGGUAAGUGUGUGGGUUGAGCACCGAGGUCAAAGGGCAGUUGUCUGGUGGAGGUUCCGGGCCUGAUGGCAAAGCGUCUCAAGAGAUACUCAUUUUCAUAAAAUAAGUCAGUGAAUUAAAAACUUCUUUGCAAUACUUUGUCGUAAUCCUUCUUCUGCUGAUGGUAACAAAGCCAUGCUCAUUUGUAAAAAUUGGCGUUAGCUAACGUUAACGUUGUAUUAGCUAACGUGUAGCUAACGUCAACGUAGUCCUGCCAUGGCAGGACUAGGAUGGGCUGAGGUUGGAGCGGGGCCAGCGGUGGUGUUGAGGAGACCCAUGGUGCUCAGGGCGUGGUUGACCCGCUCCACCAGGGCCCCGGCCACCUUCAGCAGUCCCUCGUCCCGGACCAGCGCCCCCUGCUGGUUGUUCUUCCUGCGCCGGACAUGGAACAGCUGGCCGCGCUCUCGGCCGACCUGG
Molecule: messenger RNA, 3606 nt
Organism: Gadus chalcogrammus (walleye pollock)
Lineage: Eukaryota; Metazoa; Chordata; Actinopteri; Gadiformes; Gadidae
Product: zinc finger protein 316-like
Exons: 10
Coding region: 105-1931 (608 amino acids)
Biological process (GO): regulation of transcription by RNA polymerase II
Molecular function (GO): RNA polymerase II cis-regulatory region sequence-specific DNA binding; DNA-binding transcription factor activity
Source: RefSeq, a predicted model, not a curated record